AUGACUACCUUUUUUUUUAAAAAAGAACUCUGCAAUUGUCAUUUCUCUUUCUUUUCUCCUCCUUUUUCUCUCUCAAUCUCCUUUUCAGAUUCGUUCUCUUUCUCUCUUCCUUCUUUCUUUCUUUUUCUUUUUCAAAUCUAGAUUUGUCCCUUCUCUUCUUCUCCAUUUUUUUCUCCAGCAAUUGACGAAUAAAAAUUGCAGUCACUCUCUUUCGUUGUAUUUAUUCUCUUCAUCAACUCGUUGGCCUAAAUUCCGAUCUUUCUCAUUUUUUUGGCAUUUUGGUGUUCUUGAUUGCGGAAGAGGAAAUGAGAGGUGACAAAAGACGAUUUUUUUCUCUCCCUCCUUCUAUUUUUUUCCUUUUAGAUAAUAUAUAUUAAUAUUAUGACUCUAUACAUAUGGUAUUGGGUGGUAACGAAAUAUAUAUUGAUAUUACCACACUAUACCAUAUGAUAAUGUAUAGUAUUGUGUGGUAAACGAAAUAUAUAUUGAUAUUACCACACUAUACCAUAUGAUAUUGGGUGGUAACGAAAUAUAUAUUGAUGUGACAAAAUUUUUUCAUACCAUAUAGUAUAGUCUUAUUUAAUACCAGUCAAUACCAUAUGGUACAGACUGGUAAUAACUGACAAAUUUUUUUUGUAAAAAAAAAAACAAAGUGGAUAUCAUCUUGAAGAUCACAAUUAAUCUGAUCUAAUUGUGAAUUUUUUUUUUAAUUUCGACUUAAAACGAGUGAGAAAUCGUCCGUUAAAGAUUAAUGGAAGGAAGAUUAAAGGUUUUUCGAGGAGAGAGAAGAAGGCACUGAUGUGGUAUGGUCAAAAGUCAGCGUUAGCAAUAAAUAGCAUAAGUGCAAUUGUACCUUACUGCCAUUUUGCAUUUAAUUUAAAUAAAAAAAGGACUAACACGUGGAGACAAGUGAAGGGGUUACUGAUGGGUUACUGUUGGGAUGAAUAGCUUUGAAAAGCUAUAAAUGAAAUUCCUAAUUAAUUAUUCAGUAUUUUCCAUAAUACUUAAAUAAGAUGGAUAAUUAAUAAAAGGAAUAUUAUGGAGGUAAUUAGGAAUAAUUAUCUUAAUAGAUUAUAUUUUAAUUAUGGGAGUAAUUAUCUCCCUAAUUAAAAUAUGACUUAUUCCCAAAGAAAGAGGGAAUAUUCUGGGUUUUCUGCUCCUAUAAAUAGGAGGCGCCCCAGACCCUCUAAACACACCUCAGAAGAGCAGAAACACGAGAGAGAGUGAAUUCAUAGAGCUCCGGUUUUUCGCACAAAACCGAUGAGCAACAAAAUCAGAAUGGCUGUUUUAUCCUUGAGGCGACCGGCUGAUAGUCUGCUGUGCGCAUUACGAGGCAGUGCCGCGAACGUCUUAAAGAGAGCGACCUAGUCCGCGACUCAGCCAGAUUCGGUAACCCUAAUUUAUCUGUUCGAUAUCUAACAAUUUUAAGACGUUGUGUUGCUGCUAUGUUUACCGAACAGAUCGAUUAUCGGGUCUGGCUUGAACAAAUCUCAACCCUGCCGUCGAAAGAAAAAAGGAUCUUGUGCCUUUACUUACGGAUCGGGGUGGCCGCUUAUUGACGGUCUAUACUCUCCGGCGAAGCAGAAGGCCACCAAUCGAGGUAACUACGCUAGCCGAUCGGUGCUCUUCCUCCUUUGAGCUCCGGAGCUUCUCGCCGCAGUCAAAUUCAAGCUGCUCCUCGCCUUUUCGCUGCUAUGCCUCGCAAUUUUCCUGUCCUCAAGUCUCAGCUCUUUCAUGGGCUGGAUCCCCGACCAGCCUUCCUUCGUAACGUCCACUUAUCGGGAUCCUACACAGUGCUGAUCAACACCUGGAGGCUGAAUUCGCCGUUGAAAAGAACAGCCGCUCAUUACGCUUCGUGCGUCGGGGCGGACGUGAUCCUUGUUGUGUGGAGAGAGAUUGAACCGCCAUCGGAGAGGUUGAAAUCGGAUCUCGACAGAGCCGUGAAGUCGAAGUCGUGAAGACCUGAUAUCCGGGUCGAGAUUGAGGAGAACGGCGGCGUUGGGAGCGGCAGGUUUAAGCCGAUUGAUGGAGUUAGAACGGAUGCGAUUUUCUCUGUGGACGAUGACGUGAUUGUGCCGUGUUUGUCUCUGGAAGUCGCUUUCUCGGUGUGGAAGACUGCUCCCCUGACCGUGGUUGGGUUUGUUCCACGUAUGCAUUGGCUUGAUUUAGAGCUUUUGAAGAGUGGUGGAGUGUACCAUAGAUAUGGAGGAUGGCUGUCAGUUUGGUGGAUGGGGAGCUACAGAAUGGCUCUGUCCAAGGCUGCAUUCUUUCACAAGUACUUGGAUUUGUAUACCAAUGAAAUGCCUCCACCGUUGCAAGAUUACCUAGCUAGAGAGAUAAAUUGUGAAGAUAUUGCAAUGUCUAUGGUUGUGGCAAAAUGCUUCUGGUACUCCUCCUCUUUGGGUCAAAGACGGAGCAGAAGAAUGGAACUAUGAAAGAAGUGUUGAUGAACCACUAAAUCUAAAGGUACGCAGCUGGAAAGAGGAGUGAAGCUAUAUAAAUAGCCUACUUCAGCUAGACAACCGAGUCGAUCAAGGAACCUGGACAAGCUCCUCUGCCUGUGGUGGAGUUAAUCUCGGUAGGAAGGGUCAUGUUCAGAAAAUCACGAUCAGGGAAACAAUAAUCAAUUUGGAGCACUUGAAUAACUCAGAAACAGAGUUCCUGGAAAUUGAUUCUCAGAGCUUGAGCCAAUGGCUUCUCGGAAAAGAGGUAAGAACUGAAACCUUACUUAUGAGUCAUUUAUUAAUGACAAAUUAGAAUCUACCAUAUGCAUGGAAUUGAGAAUCAUUAUGAAUGCUAGAAAUGAAAAUCUAGAAUUGAUGCAUGUUGACAUUGAGAUUUAGUACCUCGAUGAUUAGAAAUUGAAUACAUGUUGUGGAGUAUAAUGAUUUUGUGCAUGCAUAUAUGUGAAGAAUAUAUGGGAAUAGAAUGGGUUUAUUGCCCAUAAUAACGAUAUUAUAAGAAGUACUAUUAUCAGUACUACACGAACCACUUAGGUUGUUGUGAAACAUUAAAGUUUCAAGAAUGUGAGCAGCAAGCUGAACCAGAUCCAUACCAAUUAGAAUGGUACCUAUCGUGGUAACCAUAAGAUUGUCACACAAUUCUCUAAGAAUGACGCGAUGUUUCUCAAUUAAAUUUGAGAAGAACCAGGUCAUUUGACACGAAAGUGUUAGAGCAAGUUUAACAUAGUAUUGUGUUAACUUGAUUAAAGAAGAGGAUUUGGCAAUAAUAAUCGCUUAGGUGAUGACAGAGGUUAGCCUUAUUGGCAACUCUGGAGAAUGGUUGUUGGAUACUAGCGCCCCAGGCAUGUCUGUGCUAGACGAUCUAAGAUGGAUUCUUUUUUGGACGUGUGUGUCCUUGUAAAGAACUAGAAUAUCUAAAGUCACAUUCCAUAUUAUUCUCGAUCGCUUGAGAUAAAUAAAAUUUUUGUAUCCAAGCAAAAUGAUCCAUAAAAUAUGUGGUUAUAUCAAGAAAUAGUGGGGGUGAUAUCCUGCCUACUAUUAGAAAUAAUGGAUAACUAGUGGGGGUGAUGAAUCUGAGUAUGAACUCAAAAGAGACAAAUGAACCAUAAAUCACGAAAGGAUUUUGGUUAUGAAUUUGUUAUUUACACACUAAGAAAGAAAGAUCCUACAAGUCUGCUAGAAGUUCGAACUUCCAUAAAGAUGCAGAAUUGUGGGAGAAUCUAUUAUUCACGAAAUGGAAUUAUUGGAGUCUAAUAAGACUUAAAACCUUGUAGAGUUACCUCUUGGUUGAAAAGCCUUGGGUAAUAUAUCGAUAGAAUCGAACAAGAUUUGGCAUCUUUGAGAAUUACCUCUUGGCAAUGAAGUCAUGGGUAAUAAAUGGAUUCUUAAAAG
Molecule: messenger RNA, 3854 nt
Organism: Linum trigynum
Lineage: Eukaryota; Viridiplantae; Streptophyta; Magnoliopsida; Malpighiales; Linaceae
Source: the annotation of a GenBank genome assembly